GUGCCGCUCCCGCCCGUGCCGCUCCCGCCCGUGCCGCUCCCGCCCGUGCCGCCGUCACCAUGAUCUCCCUGUCCGACACGCAGAAGAUUGGAAUGGGACUAACAGGCUUUGGAGUGUUUUUCCUCUUCUUUGGAAUGAUACUCUUCUUUGACAAAGCUCUUUUGGCUAUUGGAAAUGUUUUAUUUGUGGCUGGCUUGUCUUUUGUUAUCGGUUUAGAAAGAACAUUCAGAUUCUUCUUUCAAAAACACAAAAUGAAAGCAACAGGCUUCUUCCUGGGUGGUGUGCUCAUAGUUCUCAUUGGCUGGCCUUUAGUAGGAAUGAUCCUGGAAAUUUAUGGGUUCUUCCUAUUGUUCAGGGGGUUCUUUCCUGUGGUGGUUGGCUUUAUUAGAAGAGUUCCAGUUCUUGGGUAUCUCUUGAAUUUACCUGGUAUAAGCUCGCUUGUAGAUAAAGUUGGAGAAAGCAACAACAUGGUAUAAUGACGAGAGGGUGGAAGACUGAUCUAAACUUUUACUGUAUUAUUUAUAAAAUCCCUUUGAAGAAUACUCAGCACAAAGGUUAAGUUGUGUACAAAGGAAAAAGCUUGUUACAUUCUUUACAUAACAGUUUAAUUUAAAAUGUAUAGUCAACAGUAUACAUUAGAAAAGAAGCUCAGCAAGUGUGCUUCUAGAAAAGUAACUCCAGAGUUCAAGAAGUAAACUGAAGAGGGGAAAGUCAUGGAAUAACCCCUGUUACAACUGUUCAAGACUAUUUUUGUUGGUUUUGGAAAACAUGCUAGAGGCAAUGAACCCUUGUGGAAUUAACGGUGCCUGUUCUUUACCUCCUUAUUUUGAAGGUGCAGUGGAGCAAACAGGCCUACAUUUUUAAGGGUGACCCAAACUUACCCAACCCUCUGCUUGCUAUCCUCAGAGUGCAAAAAAAUCAAACAGGAAACUUCUUGUGUAACAAGAGAUGCAUCUUUGCAUGAAGGUUAAGAUGACUAUUCAUCUAUAAGUGUAUUAUGACAAUAAAAAGGAAACCCUACACAGUUCUGUUGUAAACAUUUUUGUAAAUAUGUGGCUGAAAUACAGCAUUGUUAUCUUAAUGUUUCAAAGCCAAAUGGUAGUUGAUU
Messenger RNA from Melospiza georgiana, 1108 nucleotides. It is a transcript of the gene GOLT1B, whose product is annotated as golgi transport 1B. The record is from RefSeq and is a predicted model, not a curated record. Gene Ontology annotation, biological process: endoplasmic reticulum to Golgi vesicle-mediated transport; retrograde transport, endosome to Golgi. NCBI's taxonomy places the organism in Eukaryota, Metazoa, Chordata, Aves, Passeriformes, Passerellidae. The coding region runs from base 60 to 476 and encodes 138 amino acids. The transcript is spliced from 5 exons. Gene Ontology annotation, cellular component: endoplasmic reticulum; membrane.